This is a messenger RNA of Penicillium canariense, 1017 nucleotides long. Its product is annotated as dual specificity protein phosphatase family protein. Gene Ontology annotation, cellular component: cytoplasm; nucleoplasm. The transcript has a single exon. Gene Ontology annotation, biological process: negative regulation of SCF-dependent proteasomal ubiquitin-dependent catabolic process; negative regulation of protein binding; regulation of ERK1 and ERK2 cascade. NCBI's taxonomy places the organism in Eukaryota, Fungi, Ascomycota, Eurotiomycetes, Eurotiales, Aspergillaceae. The record is from RefSeq and is a predicted model, not a curated record. Bases 1 to 1017 code for a protein of 338 amino acids. Gene Ontology annotation, molecular function: F-box domain binding; protein tyrosine/serine/threonine phosphatase activity.
AUGUGUCAGGAUAUGCGAGCGCAUUAUGUUCCCACCCAGGAAUACAUCUCGGCCGCCAGGUACCCUCCCGGGGCUGGUAUGAGCCCAGCACUCCCCUACAACAGUCUCGACCAAUUUGUCGAUGACAACGACACUGUGGUUGUUGACAACAAAGUCUUCAACCCUGAGACCCAUCAAUUUAAUGAGGGCGACUACAUCUGCCCAGGAUUUUUUAGCCUCGCUUAUCUCGAUGGAUUCACGCGCCGCUUCAAAUACUCGCAGUGGAGCUACGAGAUGCGCCGCGAGGCGCAGCCCAUCCUCCCGUUCUUGUCGCUGGGCCCAUAUUCAUGCCUAAGGGACCGAGAAUUUCUCCGCAGCCAGGGCUUCACGCUUCUUCUGGCCAUCCGUAACCGUCAUUCUGCUCAUGCCAGGCUGGUCUCUGGAGACAAAGCCGCCGCUGAACUCGGGAUCCAGGCCGAUGCCAUUGAUGUGCUCGAUAAUCAGGAGCUGAUCUCCGCGUUUCCUUGUGCUAUUCGCCGGAUUAAUGAUCAUCUUGCAGGGGUAGACAGGGACAACCAUCUUCCCACCAAUUUGAGCACCGCGACAGCCAGUGACACCCUGCGCAAGAAGAAGGUCUUGGUCUUCUGCGAGUCAGGGAAUGAGCGAUCUGCUGGCGUUGUCAUUGCUUACCUUAUGGUUAUGCUUAAUUUGGAUGCCGUUCAUGCCAUGCAUACCGUCCAACAGCACCGGUUUUGUGUUUCCAUCGAAGAUCCCAUGAAACGUAUUCUCACUGCAUUCGAAUCCAUCCUGGCGGCCAAACGUGACGUCAAAAGCGCGAGGUGUACGAAUAUACAAAGCGGAGCUACAACACUUGCGCCGCCUCCAGUCCCGCCUAUGCUGCUGGCCAAGAAACGCAGCUUCGCAGAUCGGCAGGAAAAUGAUACUGAUCUGGCUGAUGGCGACAUGGACGUCGAUGGGGAGGCUGAUUUGCCCUUGGACCGAACUCCAUGUGCACCUUUCCAAGAUCGUGUGGCUUAG